UCGACGUAGGGACCGACGCGGUGGCGUUUUUGUGGUAACCUCAAACGUCAAAUAGCGGUACAAAAACAAAUAAUGUAUUGUUAAUUGUUAUCUUAAGUGUAAAAAAAUGUCUUACUCGGUAAAUAUAUCAGUGGAAGCGCCUAUAGAAAACCAAAUACAAGAAAUCACGUACGAUGGAACGGAAAUAUACCAACCUCCGUUGACUCUAUCAGAAAGUCUCACCAAAUACGCCCAAAAAAUCGACUUUAGCAAAACUAGUGAUAUUGACUUUAAAAAAGAACCAGGGGAGGCAAUUGAAGACAAUAAAUCUGACUCUGACAGUAAAGACGCUUUCCAGUCAAGUCUAUGGCCAUGGGACUCAGCCAGAAACAAACUACGCAACGCAUUUCAGGAAGUUUGCGUCUUGGCUGACGUCCUUGCCAUAGCUAAGGACAAACGCUACAUGGUCUUGGACCCCGUCCAACAAGAACCGAUUGAAACCAAACCAAUGGUGCAAAUAUACGCCCGUAAGAAAGCACUAGCUGGGGCUGCCAGUGUCCUACUCACUGGUGCCGAACGACUGAAAACGUCCCAAAACGAAGCUGCCAGAAACAGAACUGUCCCAGAUUUUCACAUAGAAUUGUUAAGAUUGCGCCAAAAUUGGAGGCUUAAAAAAGUCUCAAAUACAAUAAUCGGGGACUUGAGUUAUCGCACAGCUGGCUCUAAAUACACACAAACUGGCACUUUCGAAGUUACGAAAGCUGAAGACGAUGAUAAGACAAACAGUCCGCCUAGUAGUCCAAUACCUGGAGGUGCCACAACGGCCAAAACAAAUUCCGCUUUGCGAGUUUCAAUUCCUUCAGAAUUGCAAGGGGUGGCUUAUAUUGAAGUUUUGUGUCAGAAAGAUCAAGAAGAUCUCUGUAGUGUUAAUGUAAAUUUGUUAGGGUCAGGUCCACCAGCUUCAAACCCUGACAUGCACUGGCAACAGAAGUUAGAAGCGGCGCAAAAUGUUUUGUUCUGUAAAGAAUUAUUUAACCAACUUGCCAAAGAAGCAGUUCAGUUGCAGGCGCCUAUACCACAUAUGGUUGUAGGAAAUCAAAUUAUGGCCACGGUUUUUCCCGGCAUUCAAUUAAUAAUAGGAUUGUGUCACUCAACUGUAGGCGACAAAAAACAACAAAACAAUAACUCAUCAAAAACCGAUCAUGACCACGUAUUGGAACACUCAUUACACCAGUUAUUGCGAGAAGUCCACCACAAAAACACCCAUCACCCAUUCCCCCACCCAGCAACAGGCCCAUUAGGCCCCUCAAAGAAACGAAUGUUGGCCGGACCUAUGGCCGCAGACAGAUACGAAUUACUCGAAAUGACAAAAUCCGAAACACUUCUUGAACAAAUCAUCAAACAAGCGCAACACUUUUUCAUGAGAUUACGGACAGAAUACGUGCUUGAUACAAUAGCUAAAGAAGUGAAAGAUCCCCUUAUAAGCUCCCACUGGAACACUUUAAACAGUCCGACGCAAUCAUGCGUUAAAAUCAACAUUUCAACACAUGGUUAUGACGCUCUCUGUCGGACGCCUCUCGUGAUACACGUGGGUGAAAAAAGCCUCAAGUGCAUAUGUAGAGAUGGGAAAGUCAUGCACAUGAGUUACGAGCCGCAAGAAUUGCGAGAUUUGAUUUUUUGCCACAUAAACCAGCACCAAAUUUUGGCGGUUCAAGCGUUGGCUAAGACAAUGGGUUGGCAGUUUUUGGCCAAUUCGAACCAUUUGGGCACGGGGGCUGUGGAACCGCUGGGAAACGCUAGUUCGUGUCUUUUGGCGUCUCCCACAGGUGAUAGGAUUAUUGCAGUUAGGUGUGAGCCACAGACGGGUAUCCAGGUCUGUGUGGCUCAUUCGCCCAGGAGCGAUUUUUUCCCCAGUAGGUUGGUGACUGAGCGAAAGUGGGAGCAUUUAGGCGGACAGUUUAGGGAUGUUAGGUUGGAAAAAAUGGAAGGCAGGAAUUUCUUGCAUAAGAUGGAGUUGUUAAUGGCGAGUUUGACGAGUAGCUCGUAGGUUUGUGAAUAAUAAUUUUUUGUAAAAGUUAUAGGAAUCAGGGCCAUGGAAGUUGUUUGUUUGUCAGUAGGUACGUCCCGAGGAUUAUUACGAACUUUUUUAAUUUCAACUUGUUGAAAAAAAGCAGCUUUUUAUUAUUCCUUAGGCCAGAUGCGUGUUUAAAGUAUUGUGUACUUUUUGGAAAUACAUAAAUUACAUUUAAUUGUCGGCGAUGCGAAUGUGUAUUAAAGUUGUAUUUAUUUUAAGGAAA
Tribolium castaneum (red flour beetle) is the source of this 2276-nucleotide messenger RNA. RefSeq names its product Mediator complex subunit 17 (gene MED17). Gene Ontology annotation, biological process: regulation of transcription by RNA polymerase II. The record is from RefSeq and is a predicted model, not a curated record. NCBI's taxonomy places the organism in Eukaryota, Metazoa, Arthropoda, Insecta, Coleoptera, Tenebrionidae. Gene Ontology annotation, molecular function: transcription coregulator activity. Bases 107 to 2026 code for a protein of 639 amino acids. Gene Ontology annotation, cellular component: mediator complex; core mediator complex. The transcript has 4 exons.